Pogoniulus pusillus (Red-fronted tinkerbird) is the source of this 10531-nucleotide messenger RNA. It is a transcript of the gene PREX1, whose product is annotated as phosphatidylinositol-3,4,5-trisphosphate dependent Rac exchange factor 1. Gene Ontology annotation, biological process: positive regulation of GTPase activity; intracellular signal transduction; G protein-coupled receptor signaling pathway. NCBI's taxonomy places the organism in Eukaryota, Metazoa, Chordata, Aves, Piciformes, Lybiidae. The record is from RefSeq and is a predicted model, not a curated record. Gene Ontology annotation, molecular function: GTPase activator activity; guanyl-nucleotide exchange factor activity; protein binding. The coding region runs from base 565 to 5529 and encodes 1654 amino acids. The transcript has 40 exons. Gene Ontology annotation, cellular component: plasma membrane.
CACCUGUGAGCAUGAGGCGUUAGAUGUGGAUGUGCUUGUAGGGCGUAGUACAGGGUGCACGGUCGUGAGGGAUGCAGGGCGAGGAGGCGAGGGCGCACAGCUGUGAGACGUGUAGGUGUGAGGGAGUGUGAGCUCUAGGCCGCGCUCCUGCCGCCCCACCCCCGCCAGCGAUUUCACCCGGCCAGGCCGCUGCCCGCCGUCGGCCCGGCCAAGCCCCCAGGGGCCGUGCUCCGCCGCCUUCGCCCUCCCCGUCCCGCCUUCCCCGCCCGCCUCUCGCUCCCCCUCCCUCUCCUCCCCGCCGCCGGGGCUUCCCUCCCAUCUUCAUUCAGGGCUGCCUCGCUGCCGAGUGUUGGCUGCGCCGCUACCCCGGCAUGUCCCGCAGCUGGACUCCUUUCAGCGACUGGUUCCUGUAGUGCCGCCACCCGCGGGCGAGGCAGGGCCGAGGGGGCGGCAGGGGGGUGCCUUUGCCCAGCCGCGCCGGAGACCGCGCUAUCAUGGGGGGCUCCUGAGGCGGCCGAAGAAAGCGGCGGGGAAGCGGAACGCCUCGCCCCGCGGCCCGCCACCAUGGAGGCACCGCCGCCGCCACCCGGCCCCCCCAACGCCGCGGAGCCCGCCGGCUGCCCCAAGGACACCGACCGCCAACUGCGCCUCCGCCUCUGUGUCCUCAACGAGAUCCUCAGCACCGAGCGGGACUACGUGGGGACCCUCCACUUCCUGCAGUCGGCAUUUCUCCACCGGAUCCGCCAGAACGCUGUGGACAAAGCUGAAAAGUAUAUAACAGAGGAGAAUGUUAAGGUCUUAUUUUCUAACAUCGAAGACAUUCUUGGUGUUCACAAGGAGUUCCUGGCUGCCUUGGAAUUUUGUUUACAACCAGAACCUCAGUCUCAGCAUGAACUGGGAAAUGUUUUCUUAAAAUUUAAAGACAAAUUCUUUGUGUAUGAGGAGUACUGCAGCAACCACGAGAAAGCACUCAGACUGCUCAUGGAAUUGAACAAGAUCCCAACAGUGAGAACAUUCCUCCUGGGUUGCAUGCUUUUGGGAGGCAGAAAGACGACAGACAUUCCACUAGAAGGUUAUCUGCUAACUCCAAUUCAGAGAAUUUGCAAGUACCCACUUCUGCUGAAGGAAUUAGCUAAGAGGACUCCAUCUAAGCAUCCUGAUCACCCAGCUGUCCAGAACGCAUUGCAGGCAAUGAAGACUGUCUGCACCAAUAUCAACGAGACCAAGAGACAGAUGGAGAAAUUGGAAGCACUCGAACAGUUGCAGUCCCACAUUGAAGGAUGGGAGGGGUCAAAUCUGACAGAUAUCUGCACCCAGCUCUUGCUCCAAGGGACUUUGUUAAAAAUCUCAGCAGGAAACAUCCAGGAGAGAAUGUUCUUUCUGUUUGAUAAUCUACUGGUCUACUGCAAGAGGAAAUCCAGAGUUACUGGGAAAAAACCCUCUAAACGGACCAAGUCCAUCAAUGGGUCCCUUUAUAUCUUCAGGGGCCGAAUAAAUACAGAAGUCAUGGAGGUGGAGAAUGUGGAAGAUGGAACAGCAGAUUACCACAGCAAUGGUUACACUGUGACAAAUGGCUGGAAGAUACACAACACAGCCAAAAACAAAUGGUUUGUCUGUAUGGCUAAGACUGCAGAGGACAAGCAAAAAUGGCUGGAUGCUAUAAUCAAGGAGAGGGAGCAGAGAGAAAGUUUGAAACUGGGAAUGGAGAGGGAUGCGUAUGUCAUGAUUGCAGAGAAAGGCGAGAAGCUGUACCAAAUGAUGAUGAGCAAGAAAGUGAACCUUAUCAAAGACAGGAGGAGAAAAUUAAGCACAGUUCCCAAGUGCUUUCUUGGCAAUGAGUUUGUAUCGUGGCUUACAGAGAUUGGAGAGAUAAGUAAACCAGAGGAAGGGGUCAACCUGGGACAGGCACUAUUGGAAAAUGGAAUCAUACAUCAUGUUUCAGAUAAACACCAGUUCAAGAAUGAGCAGGUGAUGUACAGAUUUCGCUAUGACGAUGGAACAUACAAGCCAAGAAGUGAGUUGGAAGAUAUCAUGUCCAAGGGUGUGAGGCUCUACUGCAGACUACACUGCCUCUAUACUCCAGUAGUAAAAGACCGUGAUUACCACCUAAAGACCUACAAAUCAGUAAUCCCUGCAAGUAAACUAGUGGAUUGGCUCAUUGCACAGGGAGACUGUCAGACUCGGGAGGAAGCUGUUGCGCUGGGUGUUGGACUCUGCAAUAAUGGCUUCAUGCAUCAUGUUCUGGAGAAAAGUGAAUUCAAGGAUGAGUCCCUGUAUUUCCGCUUUUAUGCUGAUGAAGAGAUGGAAGGCACCAGUUCAAAGAGCAAACAAUUGCGUAAUGACUUCAAGCUUGUGGAAAACAUCCUGGGAAAGAGUCUUCUGAUUUUGCCAGAAGAGGAUGACUAUGGAUUUGACAUAGAAGAAAAGAACAAAGCAAUCGUGGUGAAGUCAGUUCGAAGAGGGUCCUCUGCAGAGAUGGCUGGCCUGCAGACAGGGAGAAAAAUCUAUUCCAUCAAUGAGGACUUGGUUUUCCUGCGCCCAUUUUCAGAAGUGGAAACGAUUUUAAACCAAUCCUUCUGCUCACGAAGGCCACUUAGGCUUCUGGUAGCCACCAAAUCAAAAGAGAUUGUUAAAAUCCCAGAUUGUCCUGAAGCACUUUGCUUUCAGAUACGGGGAACGGCACCACCAUAUGUUCAUGCAGUAGGAAGAGGUUCUGAGGCUGCAGCUGUAGGCCUUCAUCCAGGGCAGUGCAUUUUGAAAGUUAAUGGGAACAAUGCAACACAUGGAAAUUACCUGGAUGUAUUGGAGCACUUUACAGCCUACAGGGCCAGGCAACAGGAAGCACUGGGAUUGUACCAGUGGGUGUACAGAACACAUGAAGAUGCUGAAGAGGACAGAGCUCAGCAAGCAGCAUCCACUGCAUAUCUGAAUGGCAGUCAUCCAGGCUCCAGCAAAGAAGACUCUUCAUUAGAAGGAGGUGCAGAAUUGGAUCCCCUUCAAAACAAUCAACAGGAAUCAGCCCAGACACCACAGACCAUCAGCUCUCCAUUAGUCAUUAGUGAAGAAACUCCUCUUGUUAGCCUGACUGUGGAUAACACCCACCUGGAGCAUGGUGUGGUGUACGAAUACGUCAGCAGUGCAGGAAUCAAAUCCUUUGUCCUGGAGAAAAUUGUGGAACCAAAAGGUUGCUUCAAUCUCACUGCAAAGAUUUUAGAGGCCUUUGCUGCAGAGGACAAUCACUUUGUGAGGAACUGCAGAAGACUUAUAUCCCUAAGCAGUGCUGUGGCCACCAUGCCUCAGUAUGAAUUCCGGCAAAUCUGUGACACUAAGCUGGAGGGCAUUAGCAGAAGGCUCACAAACUACCAAGAGUUUGCAGAUGAAUUGAAAACAAAGGUGAGCCCAGCCUUCAAACAAGCCAUCAUGGAACCACAUUCCCUGAACAGCAUGGAUUUCUGCCCCACCAACUGCCAUAUUAACCUCAUGGAGGUGUCAUACCCCAAAAACACUACCUCAGCAGGGAGGUCGUUCAGCAUUCGCAUUGGACGGAAACCCUCUAUUAUUGGUCUUGAUCCAGAACAAGUAGGUACUUUAAAUCCGGUCUCAUAUACUCAACAUUGCAUCACCACUAUGGCUGCACCGUCCUGGAGAUGUGUGCCCCCAGAAGAUGGAGAUCUUGACAGUAGCUAUGGCCAGCAGAACGGAGGAACAAUUCAGGAAGAAAGGGGACUCAGUUUUCUGCUGAAACAGGAAGAUCGAGAGAUACAGGACUCAUACUUGCACCUCUUUAACAAGCUCGACAUAGCAGUGAAGGAAAUGAAGCAAUAUGUCAUUCAGAUAAAUAAACUUCUGUCCACCAUAACAGAACCUACAGAAGGUGGUGCCUGCGAGCCACCAUCUACUGAGGAGACACCUCCACCUUCACUAGGAGCAGAAGAGAGUGACCCUGACAAAGCUGAGCAUGGUGGAAUCAAGAAGGUCUGUUUCAAAGUUUCUGAGGAGGACCAGGAAGACUCUGGACAUGACACAAUGAGCUUCAGAGACUCGUACAGUGAAUGUAACAGUAACCGGGACUCGGUGCUGUCAUACACCAGUGUGCGGAGCAACAGCUCUUACCUGGGCAGUGAUGAGAUGGGAUCAGGAGAUGAGCUUCCCAAUGAUAUGAGAAUUCCUUUAGACAAACAAGACAAACUUCAUGGCUGUCUGGAACAUCUUUUUAACCAGGUUGAUGCAAUCAAUGCACUUCUAAAAGGACCAGUAAUAACUAAGGCCUUUGAAGAAACCAAGCACUUUCCAAUGGACCACAGUUUGCAAGAAUUCAAGCAGAAGGAAGAAACCACAGUUAGGUGCCGGAACAAUAUCCAAGCCAGCGUUCAAGAAGACCCAUGGAACCUUCCGCUGCGCAUUAAGAACCUCGUUGAAAUCAUACAAAAACAUGUGGAAGAUGGGAAGAAUCAGCUGCUUUUGGCCUUGUUAAAAUGCACAGAUACAGAACUACAGCUGAGACGUGAUUCCAUCUUCUGUCAAGCUCUCGUGGCUGCUAUUUGUACCUUUUCAGAGCAGUUACUGGCUGCCCUCAACUAUCGAUACAAUAACAAUGGGGAGUACGAAGAGAGCAGCAGAGACGCCAGCAGAAAAUGGCUGGAGCAGAUAGCAGCCACUGGUGUUUUACUCAACUACCAGUCUCUCCUCUCCCCCACUGUGAAGGAGGAGCGUACCAUGCUGGAGGACAUCCAAGUCACUCUGACUGAACUGGACAAAGUUGCCUUCUAUUUCAAGCAGCUGGAUGAAAGUCUUGUAGCAAAUACUCAUGUCUUCUACCACAUCGAAGGAAGCCGUCAGGCCUUGAAGGUUAUCUUUUAUCUUGACAGCUACUACUUCUCCAAACUGCCUUCUCGAUUUCAGAAUGGGGGAAGCUUGAAGCUGCACACGGUACUCUUUACAAAAGCUCUGGAGAGCAUGGAGGGGCAAUCACAACCAGCUGGCUCAUCUCUAGAACUUCUUCCACAGCAAAUUAAUGGUGUUUCACUGGAAAAAGUGCAGCAGUACUACCGUAAACUCAGGACAUUUUACCUAGAGAGAUCAAACUUGCCCACUGAUUCCAACACUACUGCAGUGAAGAUCGAUCAGCUUAUUCGCCCCAUUAAUGCAAUGGAUGAGCUUUGCCGGCUGAUGAAGUCUUUCAUUCACACAAAACCACCCCAGUCAGGAUACUCCAGCAGUAACACAUCAGGGGCUGGCCUGCUACCUAUAUCCUCUGAGCUCUGUUAUCGCCUUGGAGCCUGCCAGAUCACUAUGUGUGGCACAGGGAUGCAAAGAAGUACUUUGAGUGUGUCUCUGGAGCAAGCCGCCAUACUGGCUCGGAGUCACGGCCUCCUGCCCAAGUGCAUCAUGCAAGCCACAGACAUCAUGCGAAAGCAGGGACCAAGAGUUGAAAUCUCUGCCAAGAAUCUGAAAGUGAUGGACCAAAUGCCACAGUGUGCUCCUCGACUCUAUAGGUUGUGCCAGCCACCUACAGAUGGGGACCUGUAACCAGAGAGGCAUCUACCUUGCAGCAUACUUACAGCGUUUGGCUCUGAGCAGCCCUGUCCGCAGACCCAUGCUGACAGACACUGAUGGUGCAGAAUCCAGGGAGAGGAGAUAGUGCUCUGCUUUGGUAGGAGAUGAACCUGCUGGAUCCAUGAAUCUGCUUUCGAACUCCUGUAGCACGUGCAGGGAUUCUUGUAUUGACUUCUUGAGGAAAUCCUUGAAACCAGCACCAGAGAGCCAAGGUGGAUUUCACAGCCACUGCCAGAUGCCUGGAAAAGGACAACUGUCUGUCAAAGCGUGGUCUUACCAAGGGCUUUUGUGCUGCCACCUGCACGCUGUGGCUUGCCAGACACAGACUGGUUGAGGAGAUCCCGAGUGACACUUUUCUCUCUCCCUCUGCUGCAUCUGGCAUAGGUUUUGUUGCCAGCGUAAUUUUGGUCAGCAUCCUUGAGCAGCAGGUUUCUGAACGCCCCCUUUCCAUGAACUGACCUGCCCUUUGAACCAAGAAUAGCACAAUCUAUGGUUUAUUCUCCUAUGAACAAGAAGGAUCUCUUCUGGAAUCAUUUUUCACUUCAGCCCAGUGAGAACUGAUCUCUCGAUGCUGCAGAGUAUACAUUCCAUAGUACUUAACAUCACUUCACUUUACUCACUGUAGCUUUCUGGUUUAUGAUUAACUCGUUUUACUAAUGUCCUCUGGAAAUACAGCACUGUGUGAGAGCGGAGAGUGAAGGAUUUGAAAAGGAAACUUUACAAAGGAAAAACACAGUCUUAUAAUCUGGUUAUUUGAACAGAUGUAGUUUUUAAAACAGGUCAGAAGAACUAUACUUAUUUAUGUGGAGUGGAAUAUGUGGUUUUGAUCAUGUUAUUAUAUAUACAAGAUUUAAAUAAAAUUAUAUUGUUUAAAAUGGGACCAAUAUGCUGGCAAUUACACAGCUACUCCCAGUUUACUGAAAAAAUCUACAUUAUUUAAAGUCUUUCAAUAUUUAAGUAGUCUUUAAUACAGUUAUUAAGAUGUAUUAGGGAUGCUUUUAAGUUAAAAGAAAAAAGGAAUUGUGUAUAUACUGUACUUUAUUUUUUCUUGUCUAAAGAACUGUUCUCCCUUCUGUCAGUAUUAUUCUAAGCACAGUGAUUAUUUUUUUCCACAUUAGUAGCUGAAACUAAUAGAACAUGUCAGCAGUCUCAGGACAGAAAUCAGGUUCUCUUGGAGUGAGUGCCUUAAUACCACCACCCAGCCCUAAGGAAUUGUAGCUGUAGCAGUGUCAGUAGAGGGUGUACAGGAACUUACUCUUCCUCUCUUUCUCCACAGCCUCCGGUAAAACCCUUCAUAAGAGAGCCAGAAGCGCUUUGCAGUGAUGUAUAACCUAGAAAAUAAAGGUUUGGGGUUUUUAUUUGUGACCUUUGUGGCUUAAUUUUAUUUUAUUAACAUCCAAACCAACUCAGAAACUAAACCUAAGCUUUUCUCUUUGGCUUGGAAGAGGCUACAGUUCAACACAAGGUGGCCUGUGACACAUCUUGGGCUGCAGGUGUUUCUGAGCCUUGGUUCUUACCUUGUGUGGUGGUUUUUGGUUUUCUUAUUCUCUUUACUGGCAGACUGAAAUAGUUUUGGGGAAGGAAGGUGUAUUUUGUUUAACCUCUUGACUAGUUCUGACUUACAGCAGCCUGCUGCAGGGAAGUAGGCUAAAUCUGCCAGCAGCCAGCUGUGGGAUGCAGAGGUUUGUUCCUGCAUGCCUGUUUGUACUGCAGCUAGGGGAGCAGGUCAUGAUUUCAGUGUACUUCGGGUUAAUUCUGAGAGAGUUGCUCUUGUCCUUUGGUGUCUGAAGAAGAAAUGGAUGUUUCUUUACCAAAUUCUCAAAUUAAAAUGCACGUUUUAUUAUGGGAACUGCAGGAACACCAGAAAUUAAGAGGGGCCAAGAUCCUGCUUUGGCUACACAAGCUCUGUCUACAGUUCAGUGAAGAUCCUGACACACACAGCCACUGCAGCCCUUGCAGAUGCAUGGAAGAACAUUUAAGGGAAUUUCCACUGUGCAUUGAAAACGUGAAGAGGUUUUUAUAUCAUUAAAGGUUGGUUUAUAUGCUCAGAGAAGAUAUGACCUUAGUUUUCUGUUCUGCCCUCUAGUUCCUUACCUCUAAGUUCUGUUGAGCAGUUUUAAGUUCCAACAUUUGUAUGGAGCAAUGAGUUGGAAGUCUGAACUGUAAGGGAAAAGUUUCUGAUAUCAAUUCAAACUAACAGUGUAGAGCUAAACUCUUCCUGUUUGUGUGGUGCCAGUACAAGCAUGAUUUCAUUGCAGACUUCCUGUCCAAGUAGAAAAGGUUUGAUACUGGAAAACUGAGAGGUUUGAAUCCAGUGCUGGAAAAAAUGGUUUCAGGUGGAAAGUAAGGAGGCAACGUGCAAGCUAACCUGCAAGUGCUGAGAGUAGAUAUGGUCUGCAGCAUCUCCCCGGCCAAAAGCUAUGCUAGAAUCAAGCCUGCCACAACCAAGCAAUGCAGAUUUCCCGAUUUUCCACACUUCCAGAUCUAUGAAAACAGUCAAACUGGAGAAAAUGGAAACUAGCAGCAUGAUGCUGAGAUGUGUAAGCAGCUGGCUGAAGCAAAUAACAGAACUCUGAAAAGACAGGGGGGCAGCUGCAAGUGGAAUUUCUUAUGGCCCAGUCUGGUAACAGAGUUGACUGAGGCAUGGAUAGUACAGGCCAGUGGUAAUGCUAAGUUGGGAGGCAAUAAUCUAGAGAAGAAUCAGGGUGCACACAAAAAUGCCUGGAGGACUUUGAACCCUGAAGAGGAAGAAACGAACAGGAUGAUGUUUUACAGUAGAAAUAUUAGCUCAGAUGAAGUAUUUUGUUGUAUUUCUUGUUAACUGAUAAUAAAAGGACCUUGGUCAAAGAGUUUAUCACCAGAUGACAGAAGCAAGAAAGCUUGACCUGCGCGAGGAGACAACUUUCCAGUUGGAAUGAAGAAGUAGUCGAGAACCCAUGCAGAAGCCAAAUAAUGAAGUGAAGUUUCAGCAGCUAGAUGACGAGAAGAGAUAAGUAACCUGGAUACCAUUUUGCAAGACAAGACCAAGAGGAGGUAAUUUAGCUCAAGACAGAGCUGUAAUGGAUGUCUUUGUAAGAAGAGAGUAAUGAGGAAAGUAAAGGCAACUCCAUCUAAACAAAUACAGCCAUGAGGAGCAUAAGCAAUCAGAGAUAAAUACUGGCUGUAAAUUGCACUCAACCUGAGAAACCUUUUCCUUCCAGUCAGGCUCUGACAAAAAGGAACAAACCUGUACAAAGGGGCUUGUGGUAGCUGGAGUCACCGGAAAGCCUCUAAGCAAGACAAGCUUGCCCUGUCCAGUCCCACCUGGCUGCAGAAGCUGUGUUUGGCCAUGGCAGAAGAGGAACAGUCCCUGUUUUGUCCAUGCCGUUGCAGAGGUGUGAACUGCUUCCCAAACCUAGGCCUGGGCUAUCUGUUGGCAUUAGACAUGCUCACAUUCCAGUAUUCAUUUGCAGACUGAACUACUGGGAUUUUUGGAUAGAAUAAUUGCAUGCUUAGACAAAUUUCCAUUAAGAAUUUAAAUUAUUACAAAGGAAAAAACAAUCCACCUAGACUCUGGCAAGGCCUUUCUUCUUCUGUCUUAUUUUCUUAUCAGCAAAUGGUGCUAAUUUGGGAGUAUUUUGAACACUGAUUGUGGUUCUAAAGUGAUUUGAGGAUAUAUAACACUAAGGCCUAACAAUCAUAAUUUUGGUGUAAGAGUCAUUUGGGGCACAGCUUCCUUUGCUAGAGUGAGCAAUUCACCUUCCCUGUCUGCUACAGUUCAGGUAGGGAACUGGAGAACAAAGUACUUUUUCCCACUGGUGAUGUGAAUAGUCAAGGGAGAAAAACUAAACUGCUUUGAAGCCUGGCAGUAUUUUACUUAGUUACUGUAGUUCUAAUGACUUGAAAAACAGACAACUGGAUGGGAAAAAAGGGUAAAUAUCACAAAGAUGUGUGAAAAUCUCUACUUUUAGUUCCCGUAAAUACAUUAAUUGUGAGGAGUUGGUGUAAGGAAAGAGGACUAAGGAUAUUUCUGAUAUACCUGCUCUGCCCCAUGCCAAGAUUCAACAGUACUACACAGCAAUACCAUGCAUUAAUACUUUAAAAUACAUUGAAGAUGUGAUGUUGCAAAGAGGAUACUCAAUUUGGUGUUGGCAGUUGGUAGUUUGCAAAAGAACAGCCAAUUCCUUGGGCCAUGAGAUAAAACUGUUGAAGGUCCUAACCCUCAACCUGGACACCCUGCGAGUCAGGCUUUGCUGCAUUCUCGCAGCCAAAGGUGCCAGAAGGAAGAAUUGUUGGCCCCUGGAUUCUGAUCAGUGGAAUGGGUUAUGCCUUUGUACUCUGAAGCCGUCAGUGCUGAGCUAAAGCUUGAAGGACCUAUUGCUUUAGAGCAUUUUAUUUGCUUUUUGUAAUUAACCUUUCACAGAUGUUUCCAGAUGAGCUAAGGCCAGAAGAUGAAAAUCACCGCACUCAUGCAUUGCCAGAGAACAAACCAGUAAGUCAGGGAGGAGGGCAGGAGACUUCUAAAAGGCCCUGUGUACAAAUGGUAGGAGUGGCUACAGUCUGGCCAUGUGCUAGACCAAAGAGUUAAAAUGCUUUUGGAAGUUAAUUGGUGAUCAGCUAUAGGAGUUCAUGUAAGAUUGCUGGAGCACUACUGCAGCGACAGCUCACUCUGAGAUCCGUUACCCUAUCUGGGCAGGGGGGCAAGUCUGGAGUGAUACAAAUCCUAUUGGAUGUUGUUGCAUGAAACAACUGCUCCUGGGUUCAGGAAAAUAUUCCAGAGGUAUUUUUCUAUCUGUUUCUAGAAUUGGCAUUUUCCAAUGUUUUGUAAAAAAACAAAAGAAAUGUACAGACUACUGGAGAGUGUUUCCAGUAAAGUCUGAGGGACCCUUUCUGGUGUACUGAGAGUGUUAUAUUUUUCCUCACAUUUCUGUAUUUUGAACUGAGCACAUGUACCCUGCCUUAAGAUAAAAGUGAUAAUAUAAUUGGUUCAACUUUC